Molecule: messenger RNA, 1624 nt
Organism: Haliotis rufescens (red abalone)
Lineage: Eukaryota; Metazoa; Mollusca; Gastropoda; Lepetellida; Haliotidae
Exons: 13
Coding region: 439-915 (158 amino acids)
Source: RefSeq, a predicted model, not a curated record
UACAGACUUCAGAAUGUACCAGAUGAUGCAAUUGACCUAUCAAACUUCAACGUAGAGGUCAGUCAUGAGUACACCACACAGACGGAUGCUACAAGCUGUGGUGUUUGCAUAUGCAUAUAUGCGUGGAACGAAUGCAGCAAGGACAAGAAGUGUGACCCGAGCAGUUGCCGUUCUUUCAUAGCCAAAGAAAUUUUGAAUGCAGUGAAGGAUGUGGAACCAAAGAAUACAACAAAGGAAAUACGAAGCAAAUACGGACUGCGGGAGCAAGUUCCAGUGAAGAGAUUUUCGGAUUCGUGGUGUGCUGACCAACCUCUGCCAUUGAAACGAAUACGAAGACCUGAAUAUGCGGCAUUGAAGAUCCAAACACAGAAACCGAAUCCUGAGGUGCAGCUUAAAAGCACAAAAUGUGUCGAAAAGACGACAGUGACAAGAAAAGCCAUGCCGGUUCCUGCAGUAGACAUGAAGGAAUAUGGUGACCAACAAGUGAACAUACUUGCUGAUGAUCUCGAGGAGCUGAGGACUGUGGAACGAUCAGAAUUCCGAAAUGUGUUGGAAAAGAUAAUUGAUGAAGAUGUACCCAGGCUGUACCGGUACCCAACAAAUGAUACAGAAGAAGUACCUGAAGAGUUCAGGAGACAUGUGCUUUAUUUUCAACGAAAGAAGCUGGAGAGGAGCAGGGCCAUGUCCCACCUCAAUGCUGUUGGAUAUGCCAUACUGAUGCAGUCCAUGGAGACACAUUUGGUGACGAGGACAAGAGGUCCAAGACUUUAUGACAUCACAAAAAGAAAUCUGAUACUACCCGAUGUUGUACUACAAUUUGGACGUCCAAGGAACGACUAUUUCCUCAAAGUGGUGGAAGAUUUCAUUUUCUACCAUGCCAGAAAGCAUUUCGAAACAAGGCACACAGAUUCAUGACAGAUUGGAUAUGCGCUUAUUUAAGAGAAAGCGUUAUGAGUACAUAAGAGUAUAUCUAUUACAAAAAAUGAGGACCGGGUUGAUAUAAGAGUGAGUGAAAGGUUGAUACUGGAGUGAAUGAGUGAGUGACAUUAAGAAGAUAUGUUGUUUGAAUAUUGAAUAUUUGAUGUUUGUGCUUAGUGGAAGGCCAUAGAAAACUUGUUUAAUAGAAAUUAGCGUAAAGCAAUUGACAAAUUAUCCACUUAUUACAAGGCUGGAUAAGUGAAAGAGAGCUAAAUAUUCCAAUGAACAAAUACGCGAAAUUGCAGCAAAUUAAGAACAUGUAGUGUGCAAUUCAUGGGACUAAAUUAACUAUAAAAGUCGUGUUUGAACCCUAUUUACUACUAGAUUGUAAUCAAUACAUUAUAAAUAUGGGAACACUGCCCACUUCCUGGAAUGUACAAGCAAAACAACCGAAACUAAACAACACAUUAAAACACAAAUGUUAUUUCAGAAAGUGGUCAUAUGUAACAAGUGUCAUAUUUGGGACAACACUUUCUUAGUAAAGUACAAAUUCUCGCACUUUGUUUGGUUGAGUCCCUAUCUAAUUACCCACUCAGCCACCGAGGCUUACGCAAAAAUGGAAGUACGACUACUGGUAGUCUAGAUCACGUACUUUGUGUACCGUUCUGACAAGUGUAAAUUGGCACAGCUCCCAUGGCCGAAAGCU